Molecule: messenger RNA, 2385 nt
Organism: Catharus ustulatus (Swainson's thrush)
Lineage: Eukaryota; Metazoa; Chordata; Aves; Passeriformes; Turdidae
Gene: NDUFAF5
Product: NADH:ubiquinone oxidoreductase complex assembly factor 5
Exons: 11
Coding region: 9-1034 (341 amino acids)
Biological process (GO): mitochondrial respiratory chain complex I assembly
Cellular component (GO): mitochondrion
Molecular function (GO): S-adenosylmethionine-dependent methyltransferase activity
Source: RefSeq, a predicted model, not a curated record
CCGAGCCGAUGAAGGGCCUGGCCAGGCCGGCGCUGAGGGCGCGAUGGUGCCGCCUGCUCUGGGCGCUGCCGGCAAGGGCCGCCGCCGCUUCGCCGCCUCCUCCUGCCGGAGCCUCGCCGAGCUCGGGCGCGCUGAACCCCUUCGACCGCCGGCUGAAGCGGAAGCAGAAGAACUGGGCGGCGCUGCAGGCCGAGCCCGCCAAGUGCGAUUACCUGCGGGAGGAGGUUGGCGGCCGGAUCGCGGACCGGGUGUUUGACAUCACCAGGACGUUUCCUCUCGCUUUGGAUGUUGGCUCUGGAAGAGGUUACAUAGCUCAGCACUUAACUAAGGAAACAGUUGAAAAACUUAUUCAAGUUGAUAUCGCAGAGAAUGCUUUAAAAAAUGCUGUAGAAUCUGAAAUCCCGACAGUCAAGGUCGUAGCCGAUGAGGAAUUCCUUCCUUUCAAAGAAAAUACGUUUGAUCUUGUUGUCAGCAGCUUAAGUUUACAUUGGGUGAAUGACCUUCCUAAAGCUUUCAAAGAGAUCCACCAGGUGCUGAAGCCAGAUGGGGUGUUCAUCGGGGCCAUGUUUGGGGGGGACACUCUGUACGAGCUGCGCUGCUCCCUGCAGCUGGCCGAGCUGGAGAGGGAAGGGGGAUUCUCUCCUCACGUGUCACCCUUCACCGCCGUCGCUGAUCUGGGACAUCUGCUGUCCAGAGCUGGCUUCAACACCCUCACUGUGGAUACUGAUGAAAUCCAAGUGAACUACCCAGGGUUAUUUGAGGUUAUGGAAGACUUACAAGGUAUGGGGGAGAGUAAUUGCUCUUGGAAUAGAAAACCUCUGCUACACAGGGAGACAAUGCUGGCAGCUGCUGCAAUAUACCAAGAAAUGUACGGAAACAGUGAUGGCUCUGUACCUGCCACCUUUCAGAUCUACUACAUGAUUGGCUGGAAAUACCAUGAGUCACAGGCAAAACCUGCCCAGCGAGGUUCUGCAACAGUUUCAUUUGGAGAUCUGGCAAAAAUAGAAGGACUUCUUAAAAGAGGAAAAAAAUAGUUGUUCAUCAGCAAUAAUAAUUGUCUUGAAACUAUUAUAAAAGUUUUAAUUGCAGACAGUCUUCACUUGUCCUUACUUAGUGAUGACAUCCGGAAAUGAUAAUAAAGUGUGCAUAGUAGAGGUUUUUGUACUGUGCUACAGCAUCUGUGUGAAAUAGUUAAUGGUUAAUUUUUUGUUUCUAGAUAAAUAUUUGAGCAGUUUGGUCUCUGAAGUCUUUAAGAGAGCAAUUCAACUCUCAACUUUUUAUUAAAUUUACUAUUUUCAAAAAUAAGGCCUCUUCCAACAUUUCAGUAUCACACGCUGCUCCAAGUAUGAUUUACAUGUCUUGAAUGUAUUUUCUAAUUAUUUCUCAAGGAUAAUAGAUCAUAAUAAAUAAUAGUGUACUAUAACAGUAAAGAAUGAUAGCAGUUAUAGGAGACAUCCUAUAAGAGAAACUACCAGAUAAUACAAAGAUAAAAAUUAUUAUGGUUUUUAUGAGUUGGAAAGUAUGAGUAAAAAGUUACUCCAAGUAUUGUUUGAGAUUUGAAUAAUUGAUACUUUAUCUAAACAUUGGUUGAAAAUUACCUUUACACAUUACUUUCUACUUUUCUAUGUCAGAGACUAAAGAGCAAGAAGAGUAAUUUUCCUUUUAGAUGUGCCAUGGAGCUAUGACUUUUCCUGUCUACAACUAACUACAUUACCAGAAAUGGAUUUUAAUUGCAACUAGGACCCAUUAAUAUGAGACGUUUAGAAAAAAUAUCUGCCCGGAGAUUCUGCUUGAUUGUAGCACUCAUAGAGAUGGGGAGAAACAGAAAGAAUGAAGAUUAUGCAAUCAAAUAUACAGUUCUGUAAAUUGUAUAUGAGUGGUACAUCAAUGCUUGUGGAACUAAAGCCUUUUUAAGUUUAUUUCCUAAGCUUUUUUUAAGAUUAGCCACCAGAUGGAGCUUGACGGAACUUGUGUGUGGCACAAACCUUACAGGGCAGGUGGGCAGAAACCUUCUCAUCUGUAAGGUCCUGAAUUGGGGGGUUAUUUUAUUGACCAGGCUUUGACUUUGAAUGAGAAAUGGACAGAGAAGGUACAAAUCAUGAGAAGGAGGGCAGCAAUGUUCCAUCCUGAUUUUCCUCAAAAGCCUAACCCAUAAAUAUUCAAGGCAAAUGACUUCAUCAUUUGUUUUCCUAGAAAGGAACAGUAAUGCUGCUGGGAAAAGGGACCGAGACUCACCUUCAAAGCCCUCUAAACACUGAAUCUAAAACAAUAGCUUGUUUCUGUGAAAACUUUUUUUAUUUAUUACUGCAUCAGUGGACUCAGUAUAAGAUACUGCAUCUCUCUACAGGUCUUCUCUGGCAUAAAUAAAAUCCCUUUGUUUCUGGA